Molecule: messenger RNA, 483 nt
Organism: Scomber japonicus (chub mackerel)
Lineage: Eukaryota; Metazoa; Chordata; Actinopteri; Scombriformes; Scombridae
Product: kininogen-1-like
Exons: 3
Coding region: 1-483 (160 amino acids)
Source: RefSeq, a predicted model, not a curated record
AUGUACGGACAUAACCAAGGAAACCAGUACCCUGGGUACCCAGGCCAUCCUCAGCAGAUGCCAGGGGGAUACCCUCAGUGUCCUCCAGGUGCUGUCCCACCACCACACUUCCCUCCUCAGCCCCAUGGUCCACCUGGAGGCAACUACGGCCACGGACCAGGACCUGGUUUUGGUUACGGCCAGGGCCAGGGUCAUGGACAGUGCCCUGGACAGGGACAUGGCCAUGGACAUGAGCAUGGGCAUGGACACGGACAGGGACAUGACCACGGACACGGACAUGGACAUGGACAUGGACAUGACCACGGACACGGACAUGGACAUGACCACGGACACGGACAGUGCCAUGGUGGGCACGGCCAUGGACAUGGACACAAGAAGCACAAGAAUAAGCAUGGUCACAAGCAUGGCGGUUGUCACAAGAAAGGAAAGGAUAGCCACGGGUCCUCCAGCAGUUCCUGCAGCAGCAGCAGCGACUCUGACUAG